Molecule: messenger RNA, 3600 nt
Organism: Heterocephalus glaber (naked mole-rat)
Lineage: Eukaryota; Metazoa; Chordata; Mammalia; Rodentia; Bathyergidae
Source: RefSeq, a predicted model, not a curated record
UCGGGGAUACUUGACCGGAAAGGAACGAGGCUUGGUCCUGGGCGGUUUCGGUGGAGCAGAUAGAGGAAAAGAUGGCCAGGGGAGGAGAGGAUGGCACCUGGCGUCUCCUAGUCCCGUGGGAUCCCGGGCGCAAUGCGGUGCCCACAGAAUCUGAGCUCUGCGGCCGCUGAGGCUUCUCUAAGGGAAGAGGCAGAGAUGCAGGUGGACGUCCCUAGGAGCCCCCCUCCCCCACGCCGGUCUGUGACAGACAUUUCCCGUGCCCCAGAUGUUCAGAGGAAGUCAUGACAGACGCACUCCAGAGCCUGUCUCCUGGAGCUGUUUCAAACCAGCCUGCCACGGAAAAUCCCUAAUCUUGAGAGAGAGAGAGAGAGAGGGUCACCGUUUUUCUACAAGACUCUUCUGUGCUCCUCACAAAGACAAAAGCAAAAAAACCCAGAAGGGAAGGGACAUUCUAGCGAUGGAGUGCUUGGAUGCAGUGCUGCUGGCUGCAGAUGUGAGCGAGGAGAUGUGACCCAGGCGCCCCAGUUGGCAAUCCUAUAAAUGACCUGCCUGGCUCCCACCAUGAGCGCUGAGCUCAAUGUGCCUGUGGACCCCUCCAACCCUGCCUGCCCUGAGCCUGGCCAUAAGGGCAUGGAUUACCGGGACUGGGUCCGUCGAAGCUACCUGGAACUUGUCACCUCCAACCAUCACUCGGUGCAGGCCCUGUCCUGGAGGAAGCUAUACCUGAGCAGGGCCAAGCUGAAGGCCUCCAGCAGGACUUCUGCCCUCCUUUCCGGUUUCGCCAUGGUGGCCAUGGUGGAGGUGCAGCUGGAGACACAGUACCAGUACCCGCGGCCACUGCUCAUCGCCUUCAGCGCCUGCACCACAGUGCUCGUGGCUGUGCACCUGUUCGCCCUUCUCAUCAGCACGUGCAUCCUGCCCAACGUGGAGGCUGUGAGCAACAUCCACAACCUCAACUCCAUCAGUGAAUCUCCACAUGAGCGCAUGCACCCCUACAUUGAGCUGGCCUGGGGCUUCUCCACUGUGCUCGGCAUCCUGCUCUUCCUGGCUGAGGUGGUGCUGCUCUGCUGGAUCAAGUUCCUCCCUGUAGACGCCAGGCACCAACUCAGCCCCACGCCCAGCAAUCACACAGGCUGGCAGGCCGCCCUGGUGUCCACCAUCAUCAUGGUGCCUGUGGGCCUCAUCUUCGUGGUGUUCACCAUCCACUUCUACCGCUCACUGGUGCGCCACAAGACUGAGCGCCACAACCGAGAGAUCGAGGAGCUGCACAAGCUCAAGGUGCAGCUGGAUGGGCAGGAGCGCAGCCUGCAGGUGGUGUGAGGGGUUGGGGUCUCUGGGAAGGCAGAUGGUGCGGCAGGCUGCUUAGACACUGCCACAUGGGCCAAGGCCAAAGUUUCCUGCUGUUCCAGUGCCAUAACAACCUGGAUGCUGGUCCCUAGAGCCAGCUCGGUGAUUCGGGGGCUCCGUGGCUAAGAGCCACCUCCCUGGCCCUGGGCACUUCCUCAGUUGGGGGAAAGCCCAAGAAACCCUGUCCCUGGCAAGGCUCCAGGCAGCACCAGUGUUCAUGGGGGCUCUGAGAGUGGCCUGGAACCAGGACUGUGAGUUCGAGGUUUUGCCCCCAGAUCCAAAACUGGACUUCGUGGCUGCCUGCUGGGUCCCAGGCCCAUGUGAUUAGCAGGGCUGCUGGCCCGGUUUGGUGCUUUCCUCCCAGCCCCGGAGGGAGCUGAAUGGCCUGGCUUGUGGCGGGAAGGCAAGAGCCAGGGUCACAGUCAGCUCGAGAGGUGUAGGUGCUGCGGUGGGCAUCAGAGUUGUCAGGCUCUGUGGGAGGUUUCCCGGGAGGGAGGCCUGGGUGAGGUUGAGGAGGCUGAGUUAGUUGAGGGGCGUUCACACUAGGCUCAGAUCCCCCUCCAGCCAGCCUGGGGCCUGGGCCAUACUGACUCACCGAGCCACCAGCUGGAGGUGACCACAGUCCAGGGCGUCCUCCUCUGAGCCUAAGUUUCCACCCCACUGGACUGCAUGAACAGCAGGGCAGGACACCAGCCCAGCCCAGCUCCUGCUGCCUGUGGUCCCUGGUGUCAAGAGGAGAUAGCUUCCUGUCUCAGCAUGGCUACUGAUCAGCCCCAUGGGUAUUGGGGCUGGGGUAGACAAAUGCUCAUCAUGACAUUGAGCACCACAGGGUCCCCAACCCAUGUUUACAAGCUGUGCAGCAGGGUUCUGGCACCAUCACUGAGUGUGUGGCAGACCUGAGGCUUAGGUGGGAGCACGUUGCAGCCUGAGCUGCUUCAAGACCCUGUUUACUCUGUUUUCCAGAAGUCACCUAGACAGAUGCCUUGUCUUUUGCUAUGUAUAUAAAUGGUCAUUUCGGUUCUUUGUGCUCCUCUUCUAGCAGAUUACUGUCUUUGUGGUUUGGAUUGUGUGCCAAGGGACACUGGGUGGCCUCUGGGAAUGUGACAUGCUGUGUCAAAUCUUAGCACACGCUGAGAUACUGCGGGAACCUCCCCUGUGGGUUGUGCUAUCUACUAGGAGCCUGGACAUCCGGUCCCCUGGGGCCAGAGCCUUGCGUGUUCGGGGCGGGUCCUACACCUCCCUGGAGGACAUCUGAAGGGAACCAGUGCCUUCUGGUGUGUGCUCGCCUCUCUGGAGCUUUGGCGAAGGCUUGUCUGCUUUAAUGUGUGUGUGCUUUGCUAAAUAAUGUCACUGUCACUCCAGGAUGGCUGCUCGUGUCCUGGCAGGGGCAAGACAGGCUGGGCCUUCUGAAUGAGCAGCUCUGUGGCUGGGAGGGAACGGGGCCCUUCUUCCACCUGGAGCCUUUUGAUUGGACCCACUCCUGCCACCCACUUCCCCAAAUCAUCUGGUGCUCCUGCCCAUGGUACCCAGUUGCAUGGACUGUGCCAAGCUCACCCCUGUGCCAGCCCAGAGCCAGGGGUUACACCUACUCCACAGGCAGUGUCUGGGCCGGCAGAAUCCACACCAGACAGCAGGUGCCUGGUGAUGGUGCCACAGCAGUGGGCAGAGCCAUCACCAUCCAGCGCGCUGGUCAGUGAUGCCCAUGAUCGCACGCACCCAGCUCCAGCCUUGCAUGUUCUGAGGCAUGGGGCAGUUAGUCUGCAGGAACAGAGAUGACCCUGCUCUGGGGAACCUCGGGCCACCCCAGUUGGGAGCCAGACCGCCCUUGGGAGUGGCAGACACUCAGGUCAGCCUGGGGCACAGGAAAGCUUCUGGAGGCAUAACCUGACUUUGCAGUGUGAGGGGAGAAGCCCUCAUUUCAUCUCUGCAGCCUGGGGCGCGGACCAGGUGCAGUAGACACGCCGGGCUGUUCCCAUGCACUGUGGCCCCCACGUGCACCUGGUCCCAUCUCACAGCUCAGGUGUUUCUGUUUUAGAAACGAAAGGCAGGAUGGGAUUAGCAUCUUCAAGGAAGAUCUGUUCAGGAAAAACUGUGAGACUGGUGGAUCAGGGCUCUCCUGUAGGUGGCGCCUGUUGGUGCCAUGGAUCGUGUAUGCACGACAUCGUGCAGGUGGCAGAUGUAACUCCUGUCCUGCGUGUGGAUUUUUAACACUUGCCCUGGAUUGAACUGAAUAAACCAGUAAAGCUCUUCCAA